AUGUUCCGCCUCCGAAGCACCAUGCUCAGCCGUCUCCUCUCUCCAUCCUCCGCCUGCCCCGUCUCCUCUAUCCAGCGCUUCCUCUCCGCCGAGGCCCCCCUCAUUAGCCCAAAACCUAGCUUCGCCGUCGAGGAUUACCUUGUCACCACCUGCGGCCUCACCCGAGCGCAAGCUCUCAAGGCCUCCGCGAAGCUCUCCCACCUCAAAUCCCCCGCCAAUCCCGACGCUGUCCUUGCCUUCCUCGACGGCGUCGGCCUCUCCAGCGCAGACGUCGCCGCCCUCGUCGCCAAAGACCCGCACUUCCUCUGCGCCAGUGUAGAGAGAACCCUGGCCCCCGUCGUCUUCCGGCUCACUAGCCACGGCCUCUCACAUGCUGAGAUCGCGCGCUUCGUCUCGCUCGGCCUCUCCAUCUUCCGUUCUAGAUCCGCCGUCUCCAAUCUACCAUACUACCUGUCGCUCUUCGGCUCCACCGAGAACCUCGUCCUGUUUCUCAAGCGAAGCUCCAGCCUCCUCGGAAGCAGCCUUGAGAAGGUGGUCAAGCCCAAUGUCGCGUUCCUGCGGGAGUGCGGGCUAGGUGAUUGUGAUAUUUCCAAGUUGUGCCUCUCUUCCCCAUGGCUGUUCAAAAUGAACCCAGAGCGCGUCCAAGCGAUGGUGGAGCGCACCCAAGAGCUUGGUGCGCACCGUGGGUCGGUGAUGUUCAGGCACGUGCUGAAGGCUGUUGCAUUCCUUGGCGAGGAGAAGAUCACGGCCAAAAUGGAGUACUUGAAGAACACAUUCAGGUGGUCGGAUGCUGAGGUGGGCACUGCUGUUUCUGCUCUUCCAGCGAUGCUGGCGAGAUCUAAGGACAUGCUGCGGAGGAGGUCAGAAUUCCUCAUCUCUGAGGUGGGGUUGGAACCAGCCUACAUUGCUCGUCGCCCGGCAUUGCUCUCUUAUAGCUUGGAGGGCCGGCAGAGACCCCGCUUUUAUGCUGUGAAGUUUCUCAAGGAAAAUGGACUGCUCAAGCGUGACCCGAGCUACUAUGCAAUAGUCAAGGUCACCGAGAAGGUAUUCAUGGAGAGGUACAUAUUCCCUCACAAGGAAGCCGCACCACAUCUCCCUGAAGACUAUGCAACCGCUUGUAGAGGGGAGGUGCCUGCUAGACUCAUGUUUGCAUGAACCAAGAACUGGCAUGGAAACUGGUAGCUGCGUAUGGCACAUCAAAUUUCACUCUGCGUAUUAGCCUGACAAUUCCUGAUUCGGUAUUCUUGGCCUAACAGAGUGGUGGAUGUUUGCUUAGUACCUUAGUUACAUGUUGGUUUUGUGUUGGUAAUCCAGGAUGAAACCGAUAAACUGAUUUAUGAUUUCUGGUAUAUAUAUGUUCAUGACAACAUCCAGUGGAGAAGAAAGCAUCGCACUGCUAUCUUGUCCAUCCUCAGGUCAUAUUGAAACACAUAUUGGAAGUAAGAGAGUGAGAUCCCAGAUAUGGGCAUUCUGCAAAUGCUUUCAAGUUUCAAUGAGUAGCAUAUCUGCACACUA
Molecule: messenger RNA, 1515 nt
Organism: Lolium rigidum
Lineage: Eukaryota; Viridiplantae; Streptophyta; Magnoliopsida; Poales; Poaceae
Exons: 1
Coding region: 1-1155 (384 amino acids)
Biological process (GO): chloroplast organization; regulation of DNA-templated transcription
Cellular component (GO): chloroplast
Molecular function (GO): double-stranded DNA binding
Source: RefSeq, a predicted model, not a curated record